AUGGCAAAAACAAAGAAUGCUCAAGCAUCCAAGAAGCCCUCUCGUGGCUCUGCCUCUGCAUCUCCGAUCACCCCACCUGUGCCGCCUGCUCCAGUGACCGGAGUUCCUGUCUUUGCUUCUCCAAUUGCUUCUUCAACACCUGGGUUUGGUGAUCAUGAUGAAUCUCAUUCAUCCGAUCACACAUUUUCGAAGUCUUCUUCUUCGAAUGGUGCUCCUAAUGUUGACAAAGCUAUAGUGACCUUGCCCACGGUGAGUUCUCGAACAAGGUCCAAAGUAUCCACUCCUCAAAAGCCCAAAGUGGUUCUGCCCAAAAUUAUUUCCAAAGGGAAAAAGGUGGCGAUUUCAUCUUCAAAGGCCAAAAAUCUUAAGGAGAAUCCCCCUUUCGUCUCGUCCUCGGAUUCUGAACCUGAAAAAGGAACUGAGGAGGAUCAUGGUUCAAAGGGCUUGUCCGAUUCAAGUGAAGAAUUUGUGCCCAAAGAUCAACCUUCUGUUGAUGAUUCUGCAUCCGAAAGUGAAGAACCUGAAGCUGAUCCUGUCACUACAGAACCUGUUGCUGUCCCUGCUGCAAUUGCAAAGAAGGACAAUGGAAAAAGACCCAUUGUCUCUCCAAGUCCUGUUCUUCCUCAGAAAAGAAAGAGACCCUCUGUCCCUGAGAAGCCUCCUCAAGGAAAAACUGCUCAAAGAAAGGCGCGGUCUGCUUCCCCUGGUAUUACAAAUGAUCCUGUUGCUGCAUCUGCUUCCACUUCUGCUCAUACAGAAAUGGCAGAAUUCAACUUGCGUUUGGGAAGAAUGGAGUCCAGUCAAGCUUUGCUUCUUAGGAAGAUGGAGAGCAUCAUGAAAUACUUCUGA
This is a messenger RNA of Cannabis sativa, 849 nucleotides long. Its product is annotated as flocculation protein FLO11-like. The coding region runs from base 1 to 849 and encodes 282 amino acids. The record is from RefSeq and is a predicted model, not a curated record. Lineage: Eukaryota; Viridiplantae; Streptophyta; Magnoliopsida; Rosales; Cannabaceae. The transcript is spliced from 3 exons.